AUGUUCAUUGCUCGCUCCGAAUAUGAUCGCGGCAUCAACACCUUCUCGCCCGAAGGCCGUCUCUUCCAAGUAGAAUACUCGCUCGAGGCCAUCAAGCUCGGCUCCACUGCCAUCGGUGUACGUCCUACCGCUACAUAUCCGAUCGCAUCCUCAGUCUCUGACCCACGCACAGNNGUCGCAACCUCCGAAGGUGUCAUCCUUGGUGUCGAGAAGCGCGUCACUUCCACGCUGCUCGAAACCAGCUCCGUCGAGAAGAUUGUCGAGAUUGACAGACACAUCGGUGCCGCCAUGUCUGGUCUGCAAGCCGACGCCCGCAGCAUGAUCGAGCACGCCAGAAUCACAAGCCAAAGCCACGCCUUCAACUACGCCGAACCUCUGUCCGUCGAGAGCUGCACCCAGGCCAUCUGCGACCUGGCCCUGAGAUUCGGCGAGGGUGCCGAGGGUGAGGAGAGUNACCACGCCGAGCCCUCGGGCACUUUCUACCGCUACGACGCAAAGGCCAUUGGAUCAGGUUCAGAGGGUGCACAGGCCGAGCUACAGAACGAGUUCCACAAGUCAUUGACACUGGCAGAGGCCGAGGUGCUGGUGCUCAAAACGCUGAAGCAGGUCAUGGAGGAGAAGCUGGACUCAAAGAACGUGCAGCUGGCCAGCGUCACCAAGGACAAGGGCUUCAGGAUAUACGGCGACGACGAGAUGGCCUCGGUCGUGUCCAGACUCGAGGCCAACUAG
This is a messenger RNA of Aureobasidium vineae, 729 nucleotides long. The record is from the annotation of a GenBank genome assembly. NCBI's taxonomy places the organism in Eukaryota, Fungi, Ascomycota, Dothideomycetes, Dothideales, Saccotheciaceae.